AUGGAUUUCCUCACAGAGUAUGUUUACAAUGAGACUUACUACGACAAUGGAACAGAGGCAUUCAAUGUCACCGAGUGUGAAGCCAAACCCCAGUACAACUACUACGCCAUGCUUCUGACGCUUCUCAUCUUUGUAAUCGUCUUCGGCAAUGUGCUGGUGUGCAUGGCCGUCUCCAGGGAGAAAGCCCUGCAGACAACCACCAACUAUCUGAUCGUGAGUCUGGCUGUAGCUGACCUACUGGUGGCUACGCUGGUCAUGCCCUGGGUAGUUUACCUGGAGGUGGUUGGAGAGUGGCGGUUUAGUAAAAUCCACUGUGACAUCUUUGUCACACUGGAUGUCAUGAUGUGCACUGCCAGCAUUCUUAAUCUGUGUGCUAUUAGUAUUGACAGGUACACAGCGGUUGCCAUGCCGAUGUUGUAUAACACACGCUACAGCUCCAAGCGACGUGUCACAGUAAUGAUCUCAGUGGUUUGGAUUUUGUCUUUUGCAAUAUCCUGCCCCCUGUUGUUUGGGUUGAAUAACACAGCAACACGAGAUGGUGCAGUGUGCGAAAUAGCCAACCCGGCUUUCGUGGUCUACUCCUCUAUCAUGUCCUUCUACGUGCCCUUUAUCAUCACUCUGCUCGUCUACGUGCAGAUUUACGUGGUCCUCCGGAAACGCCAGAAACGGGUCAACACCAAACGCAGCUGCCAGAGGACGGACGUCGAUACGCACACCCCUCUGAAGGAGAAAUGUACUCACCCAGAGGAUGUCAAACUGUGCACGGUGAUUGUGAAGACUAAUGGGAAUUUACCCGUCAAAAACAAGAAAACCCUUCUGAUAAAGGAGGUGCAGCACCAGUGCAGUGAUGUAGAAAUGGAUCCCAUGACAAGUACCAGUCCUCCAGAGAAGAAAAGGCUGGCAUCCACAGCAGCUGGCAACCUGUUAGCAAACCCAUGCCCGAGCAAUGCCCCUCCCUCUCAGACCGAGUGCCAGGCCAACGGAGACGAGAAGAAUGGGCACACCAAGGAAGUCCAGACCCCCAAAGGGGCCAAAGCCUUUGAAACCCAAGCCUUACCCAACGGCAAGACCCGUACCACGGUUACCAAGACAAUGAGCAAGAGGAAGAUUUCUCAACAUAAAGAAAAGAAGGCCACUCAGAUGUUAGCCAUCGUUCUAGGUGUUUUCAUUAUAUGCUGGUUGCCCUUCUUCAUCACGCACAUUUUGAAGACACAUUGCACAAACUGCUUUGUACCUCUGGAAAUGUAUAACGCCUUCACGUGGCUAGGCUACGUGAACAGCGCCGUGAAUCCCAUCAUAUACACCACCUUCAACGUGGAGUUCAGAAAAGCUUUCAUAAAGAUAUUGCACUGCUGA
This is a messenger RNA of Chanos chanos (milkfish), 1356 nucleotides long. It is a transcript of the gene drd2b, whose product is annotated as dopamine receptor D2b. Lineage: Eukaryota; Metazoa; Chordata; Actinopteri; Gonorynchiformes; Chanidae. Bases 1 to 1356 code for a protein of 451 amino acids. The record is from RefSeq and is a predicted model, not a curated record. Gene Ontology annotation, biological process: regulation of potassium ion transport; negative regulation of cytosolic calcium ion concentration; adenylate cyclase-inhibiting dopamine receptor signaling pathway. Gene Ontology annotation, cellular component: plasma membrane; glutamatergic synapse; presynaptic membrane. Gene Ontology annotation, molecular function: G protein-coupled receptor activity; dopamine neurotransmitter receptor activity, coupled via Gi/Go. The transcript is spliced from 7 exons.